AUGACGACCGAGUGGAUAAACUUGUUGAAGUCUGCUUAUAAAACUUGCUUAAAUCAAGAUGGCAGAUGCAAAGUACAUUAUACAUUUCCAAACAAAGAUGAAAUGGCUGAGGAAUAUUCUUUAGGAAAUUACCAAUUGAUGGUUCGCAAAUGGCGGAGAAAAACAACCGGUCUUACUGGUGUUGAAUCAUGGAAGUAUGAAGUGGGAGAACCUCUGAACCCAGCUAUGGUCCUACAAGCUGAGACACUCAGAGAAAACAUCAAUAAUCCAAUAUUUAUGCGCUUAGAUAAAAAGGAACAUUUCCAGUGGAGAAUUCGCAACCUUCCCUAUUCUCUCAACACAUACGACAUAACUGUGGGUGAUGAUAAGAAUCAAAUUACUGUCAGAACAACAAACAAAAAGUAUUACAAGAAAUUCUUCAUCCCAGACAUGGAACGUUUAGGCCUCAGUUUAGAUGACAGCUCACUGGCCUUUAACCAUGCAAAUGAUACACUCAUAAUAUCAUACAAGAAACCUGAGGAAGUACUUGAUCUUGAGCGAAUGGUGAGGGCUGAACUGAAGAAGGUAAAGGAUGAUGGGGACAUUUGUGAAAUCCCUGGCCAGGUUUGUUGUGUAACCUGA
Molecule: messenger RNA, 621 nt
Organism: Acanthosepion pharaonis
Lineage: Eukaryota; Metazoa; Mollusca; Cephalopoda; Sepiida; Sepiidae
Source: the annotation of a GenBank genome assembly